AUUCUGACAAAAACAUCUGUUAAAAAAAUAUGGCUGCUUGUAGUGUGGAUGCUGUCAUUAUUUGCAAACUCUUAAAUCACUUUAAAAAGUUAUAAACAGUGUUAGUGAAAAAUCUAAUUUAUAGCAAGUGAAAAUAUUCAGUAUUACGUGUAUCGAAAAAUGUGGAAAAAUUUACUUCUUAUAGUACCACUAUUUUUAAUAUUUAUAUCACAAUGCGAGGCCCAAUCUUAUGAUGAUAAAAGAUGUAAAUGUAUUUGUCCAAAUCUUGCAGCUGUCCUUAAUAUUACAGAUUCUUCAAAAAUUCGUUCGAAUUUCAUUUCGAACGUAACGCCAAAUCAUUGUAAUUGUAAAGAUGCAGUUUUAAAUCAUCUUGGCGAUAAAAUAAAAGGAAAAGAACAACUAGUUUGUCCUAGGUGUGAUUGUAAAUAUGAAAAUAGAAACACUACUAUUAUUAAAAUUGUAGUAAUUAUUGUAAUAUGGGUGAUAUCGCUAUUAGUAAUUUAUAUGCUGUUUUUAAUAUGCUUGGAUCCUCUACUUAAUAAGAGAUUACCAAAAGCUGGAGCUGGUUAUCAGGAACAUAAUAACGAAGAGGAUGAUACAUCAGCACCUGGAAUGUCUCAUCCAAUGGGUGUUAGGGGCAAUGUUUUAAAUCGUGUUGGACAUCAACAGGACAAAUGGAAACGACAAGUCAGAGAGCAGAGACGUAAUAUUUACGAUCGACAUACAAUGUUAAAUUAAAUAAUUAAUUUUUACUGACUUGAAGGGAGGAAAAAAAAAGGAAGUACGUCUCGCGAAUACAAAGCAUUUCCAGUCUUCUGACUUGUCUCUUUAUAUAUAUAUGUAUACAUACUCAAAUAUUUAAGUCCGUUAAUUUAGUUCGUAAAUGUAUAAAUAUAUAUUUUUUAAGGUAAUGAUUAUUGAAAAUAAAUGUAUAUGUCUAUAGAGUA
Messenger RNA from Leptopilina boulardi, 947 nucleotides. RefSeq lists its product as uncharacterized. Lineage: Eukaryota; Metazoa; Arthropoda; Insecta; Hymenoptera; Figitidae. The record is from RefSeq and is a predicted model, not a curated record. The transcript has 5 exons. Gene Ontology annotation, cellular component: lysosomal membrane. The coding region runs from base 160 to 738 and encodes 192 amino acids.